AUGGAUCCUUCAACAUAUGAAUCUGCAAUUGCUGCCACAGGCAUGCCCCAACCAUCUUCUCAAUUGCAUUCUAGUGGGCACUCUUCCUCUGCGCUCUCGAACCAAUUGAUGCUUUUGCAAAAUUUUUGGCAAUCUCAGCUGCAGGCAAUCGAACAUGGCGAGCUGGACUUUAAGAAUUUCCAGCUCCCACUUGCACGCAUAAAAAAAGUUAUGAAGACAGACGAAGAUGUCAAGCGAAGCGAUGUCUCUGCUGCAAUCCAAAAAACAGAUACAUUUGAUUUUCUCAUUGACAUCGUGCCAAGGGAAGACUCCAGAUCGAUGGCGAAAAAACUAGAGAACGAUUACAGAGGCUCUCUGCUCGGCGAUCCAUCGUAUUAUCUUCCGUCUCAAUUGACCAUGCAACAACAGCUCCAAAUGCAAAAUACAUAUGCAAACAGCGGAGUCUCCAUGCCCGGAGCAUCGGCUCCAUCUGGCGCAUCUAUCGAUAGGAUUAUGUAUUAUCAGCAACAAGCACAAGCACAAGCACAAGCGCAGCAGCAACAACAGCUUCAACAACAGAUGCAAAUGAUGCACCAUAGGCAUCAGCUUUCUCAUCCUCAGGCAGGCAGCCCGUCAUCCGUGCCAGAGGGGAUGAUUUCUACAGACUAUGGCACUUCGGCCACCAGAGCAAGUCACGGGGCUGUUACUGGCAGUGUCUUUGGGGCUUUUGCCCAACAUAGCCAGGGCAUUGACAUGUACACUUUGCAUCACGCAAUCGCGAUAGAGCUACCGAUUUGCGUAAUUUAG
Messenger RNA from Mitosporidium daphniae, 786 nucleotides. RefSeq names its product ccaat-binding factor complex subunit. Gene Ontology annotation, biological process: regulation of DNA-templated transcription. The transcript has 4 exons. NCBI's taxonomy places the organism in Eukaryota, Fungi, Microsporidia. Gene Ontology annotation, cellular component: nucleus. The coding region runs from base 1 to 786 and encodes 261 amino acids. Gene Ontology annotation, molecular function: protein heterodimerization activity; DNA-binding transcription activator activity, RNA polymerase II-specific. The record is from RefSeq and is a predicted model, not a curated record.